AUGGAAAAUUCAAACCAUCUCGGUUCUCAGAUUAUUGAUUCUGCGUGUUCUCUAUCACUUCCUUCUGAGCCACCCGAUGUUGGAAACUGGUUUGGGAGCUAUACGUAUGAACCUCCUCUAUUGAGCACAAGUGAUUGUUUCGGAGAUUCGGAUCUUAAAAUUGUUGAAGAGUUUGUUAUCCAAGAAAGCAUCAAAGUAAAAGAAAAAAAUCGUGGUGAAUUUAAGAAAACUAGAAGCAAUGAAGAAUUGGGUUUUGUUGUUAAAGAACCAAACUCAACUGUGUUUACCGAUAAGCGAAAGCAACAGUCUCCAAGCAAGAUUCUGGAUUCUUCGUACACACUUUCGCAAGUUUCUGAGCCUCCUGAAAUUGGAAACUGGUUUUCAAGCUAUGUAUAUGAGUCUUUUGUGUUGGAUACAAAUGAUGAUGUUAAAAAUUCGAUUACUCAAGAAACUGAUUGUGAGAAAGAAGGGUCGUUUGUUAUGGGAGAGAGCCAAAGUGAACAAGAGAAUAUGGCUACAUUUAUAGAAACCAGAAGUUGUCAUGGAAUGGAUGUUGGCAAGGAGAUAGGAUCAAAUGGGUUUGUCAAGAGUAAUGAUUGUUUUGGAGAUGAUAAACACCAUGGCAAUGACAAGAUGUCGUGUUCUCUGGACUCACACUCUAUCUUUACAGAACCUCCGGAUUUAAAAAACUGGUUUUCAAACUAUGUAUAUGAAUCUCCUGUAUUGAGUACAAGUGAUGAAGUUGAAGAUUCUCUUGAUUUGGAAAGAGGGCCAGAGAUAGAUGAACUAGUUGCUGCAGAUAGCGAUGUAGAGAAUGAAGAGGGGGUUGUCAAGAAAGCGCAUUCAAAUGGAUUGGUAAAACAUAACCCUUCUUAUGAAGUUGUUGAGCAAGAAAACGAUUCUAUAAUUAAGGAAAUUGGUAGGACUGGAGGGAAGGAGGCCCUGUCUAAGAAAUUUGAAAAAAGCAAUGGCAUUAUUCCAUCUAAUGGUGUUGAACAAUUAAGCUUUAAUGAUGAAGGUUCCAUUUGUAAACCGGUGCAAGAACUUUCCCCAUAUGCCUGUUCUGUGUCAUUGAAUAUCAUCAGAAGUUCAAGCACUACCAGAAAGAAAUCCCCAACAAAGUUUUAUAAUAGAACUGACUUCACAGAGGAGGGCUUGGAAGCUAAUACCCAAAUCAAAGAUGUCAAUCUUUUAUCAACUACAUGUAAACCAGAGAUAUCUCCAGUUAGUGGAGGUUCAUUACGAAAACAAACUCAUGGAAGCAAUGACAAAGAAAAUGGUUUUGCUGCGACAAGGAAGAAUGGAUAUAUAAGAACAGAAAAUGAAGGUUUUUUGAGUAGGCCGCGAGGGAUUUUAGUAGGGUGUCCAAAGAAUAAGGGGACAGUUUCUUGUUUAGCUGGUGAAAAGAAUGAUGUUACUAAAAGAAAGGCCUUGAUGGAAACUACCAAUUUUCAACAUUCUGAUGCUUUGGAGAUAGCCGGGAAAUGGCGAUGUCCGCAAAAGAGUAAGCCAAAUCGUGGUCCUCCUGUGAAACAGCUUCGACUUGAACGAUGGUUUCAUAGAGCGUAAAAAGUUUAGUUAGAAGAAAACUUCGGAAACGGCCUAAGCCAUUAAUAAGUGAAUUCCGAUUUAGUUAGUGUAACAGGAAUGGGAUUAUUUGAAGUGUCAUGUUGUCAAAAAAUUGUGAAGUACUUUGUAAUUUUAUUACCUUUAAUUGAAUUACGAAUAAGUAGUAGCUUUUUG
Molecule: messenger RNA, 1743 nt
Organism: Pistacia vera
Lineage: Eukaryota; Viridiplantae; Streptophyta; Magnoliopsida; Sapindales; Anacardiaceae
Exons: 9
Coding region: 1-1569 (522 amino acids)
Source: RefSeq, a predicted model, not a curated record